Messenger RNA from Symbiodinium natans, 1836 nucleotides. Lineage: Eukaryota; Dinophyceae; Suessiales; Symbiodiniaceae. The record is from the annotation of a GenBank genome assembly.
AUGAGGCUGGCUGCUGCCGGUGCUGCCGGUGCCCUGCUGUGCUCGGCAGAGGUCCGCGGCGCCAGCUUGCAGCAACGCUGCGCUGCGGCCGUGCGGGCCAGGUGGGGAGGUCCACCACCGCGACCUCAGCCACCCCCGCCCGAAGCUGCCGGCUCCACGUUGGAAGCGGCGCUCACAGGAAGUCGGCCCCCCGACGUCUACCUAAAGACCGAGGAUGUCGAGGACCAAAGAUUCUUCGCACGCAUGCGAGCCAACUCUGUGGUGGGAGGUGACUUGCCUCACGGACCCGCCUCGGAGCACAUGUGCCCCAUGCCGGAGUGGGCCUGGAGCAAUGCCACGGGCAUCUUGAUGGACCACCAGUGCUACGACACAACCUGGAGGGAGGCUUUCCUGGGCAUGGCAUCGGCUUUGGAGAAGUCCUUGGUGGAGGAGUGGUGGCCAGCGGAGGGUACGCUGGUGGCGCUGAUGCGCUAUGGAAAGGGCAGCGCGCGUUUGUCCAGGAGCAGCGACGUCGCCGCAGGCGGCGACAUCGAGUUCAUGGUCAACGCUGAUCCGUGGACCAAGAAUUCGACUUCUUCUUGCUUGCAAAGCGCCUGGAAUUCUGGCUGUCAUCGAAGUCCUGGAGAUGCCUGGAGUCGCCAGUGGUCCUCGCCGAUUUGUUCUGGCUGGCCACGCACGACGACUCGCCUCACUUCGAGGUCGAUUACUUCGAGUGCGCCUACGUCUCGAUCUGCGACCCAACACAUGUGGUGCAGGUCCAGCUCCACCGCUACCAGGUGGACCUUGGACGAAGGAAGGCCUUCCUCCAGGAGGUUUGCAGCCCUGAGUGGAGGUGCCGACGGCCAGGCGGCAUCGGCCCGUGGCACUGGCUGCCGAACAGCCUACGGGCGAUCCGUGCCGUGCCCCCGGGAGGCUUUGAAGAUCCUGGAGCGAUCCGGCGAAUAUCCCGGCUGCAUGGGGCUGCCUUUGGUGCAGUGGGUGCGUGUGGGUGUAGAUGCACGGAACCGUGAUCUAGCUUUGAAUGGGCUGACGCUGGAAGAUCUCGAGCUCCUUGAAGCAAACGCGCGGCGUCUUCACCAAGCGGGCCACCUUUCCUUUUUGCGGCAGUUUGCCUCAGGUGGCUGCGCUCGACGGCAGAUGGAGCAGCUCAGGGCAUCCACAGCGCCCAGGGCGCUGCGGGCGUGCGCGAACUGCACGGAGGUGCUUUGCUUGCAUAUUUGGUGCAAGAUUGAUUGGGGCGUUGAUCCGGUGCUGCAGUUUCUCGCGACGGCCCGCGCCGUCAUCUCUCGUUUUGUAGUGACGUUGGCCCACGGCGUUGUUCUGGCGCGUGGGUACAACCCAAAGGGCAUGAAGGCCCUGAAGGACCACUUCCAGACGGAGCUCAGCCUUCAGAAGUGGCAGAUGGCAGUUGGCGUUCCCGACCGGCUUCUGGGCUGGGCCUUGGAGGCUUUGUCCUUCCGGGAGCCGACGCGGCCCCCAAACGCAGAUGAGGCCUUGGGAACGAAGGGCUUCCAGCUUCUUUGGCGUCAUCAUCCGUCCCUGGCGGCGGAUGUCUACCUCCUCCUCCGCCUUCGCGGCUGCACGCCCGGGUUGCCACCGGGCCGGCUGGCCGCCCGACUCUCGCGGAGCACUCAGGCGGCCAGAAACGCCCAGCGGGAGCGGCUCCUCCUCGGCCUUCCGAGGUGGCUGCGGCGGUCUCUCCAGAAUAGACGGGGCGAAGGCAGGGAUGGCCUUCGCCUUCUCCGCAUUCUGGACUUGGGGAACUGCUCUGGGAGCCUGCUGCUGAGCGCCGCUGCGACCGCUUGCCAAGGUGCCCGCCGUUCCGCGCCAGCUGGU